Molecule: messenger RNA, 336 nt
Organism: Didymodactylos carnosus
Lineage: Eukaryota; Metazoa; Rotifera; Eurotatoria; Philodinida; Philodinidae
Source: the annotation of a GenBank genome assembly
AUGUCUACCAAAAAAGCAUUUGUACCAAAAUAUGAGAUUUCUGUCGGUCUUCAUAAAGGACGAAAAAUAGAAAAAUUUGUACCAAAAAAAGUUCGUCCGACACGUCGUACAGAUAAAAAAAAUAAACGCGUGAAAUUUAUUCGUGAUCUUGUACGUGAAGUCGUUGGUUUUAUGCCCUACGAAAGACGUGCCAUGGAAUUAAUGAAAGUUGGUCGUGAUAAGAGAGCAUUAAAAUAUGUUAAAGCAAGACUUGGUAGUCAUCAACGAGGAAAACAGAAACGUGAUGAGUUACAAGGUGCCAUUCUUGCACAACGAAAAGCUCAAGCACAAAAAUAA